Messenger RNA from Aspergillus oryzae RIB40, 1644 nucleotides. RefSeq names its product Zn(II)2Cys6 transcription factor domain-containing protein. Bases 1 to 1644 code for a protein of 547 amino acids. NCBI's taxonomy places the organism in Eukaryota, Fungi, Ascomycota, Eurotiomycetes, Eurotiales, Aspergillaceae. The record is from RefSeq and is a predicted model, not a curated record. Gene Ontology annotation, biological process: regulation of DNA-templated transcription. The transcript is spliced from 3 exons. Gene Ontology annotation, molecular function: DNA-binding transcription factor activity, RNA polymerase II-specific; zinc ion binding.
AUGCCCAUUCUACAAAGCUUAAUAUAUCCGCUGUGUUUUACCUCCUUGACCCCUGCGCAGGAAUUGGAACCUGGUCUGGAAAUGCCAGAAGCUCCUCCACGACGCAGGAAACGCGGAAGGCGGUCUAUGACGGGAUGCCGGACCUGCCGCGCGCGCCGGAUCAAAUGCGAUGAAGCGCCUACCAAAUGCAACAACUGUACCUCCACAGGACUGAAGUGCGAAGGCUAUGACUUGUGUCGCUUGCCCAUUAAGAGGAAGAGCCCGCUGGGACGUAUCCCAGAAGUGGAGCUGUGCCUGGCCUGGGUGCCGACCGCGGACGAGAGACGGUGCUUCUCCUACUUCCAAUAUCGUUCCAUCCCAAGCCUGGCCGGAUUCUUCGACUCCCAGUUAUGGCAGCAACUGGCUCUGCAGAUGAGUCGCGCUGACCCCGCCGUUUACCAUGCCGCCAAUGCGCUAAGUGCUCUCCACGAAGACUCGGAGACGACCAAGCUGUUGCUGGUAGGCGAAAACCUCCGUCGGCCUCUACAUCGGUUCGCGCUCGAACAGGCUAGCAGAUCGUUUGCCCUCCUCAACCGACGAUGCGCCUCUCAGGAUCCCGAGCGUGUUGAAAUCGUGCUGAUAUGUUGCCUGCUCUUUGUUCUCGCCGAAUUGCUAUUGGGACAGUAUACCAGAGCUCUGCAGCACUUGCGAGGUGGUCUCCGAAUACUAAAGGAGGCACAGAAUACCCAGAAACAGUGUAUCCCUCUUUGCGUUAUCCAGGCCUUCCGACAGUUGGACGUCCAAUCCGCGCAUUUUGGGUCUGGCCCAUUGCUAUUUGCGAACGACGGGCUCAAGGAACUGUCCGACGAGGACUUCCGCCGCCCCCUGCACAGAUUAGAAGAUGUACGACACAAUAUGAGUUCCUUGCUCCAUGCCGGUGUCCAUUUUCUCGCCAAUCGAUGGCGGCUUUCCAGUACCGAGGUCCAGACCAAUUACGGCAAGUUGUGCCUCAAGCAGCAGCGGAUCCUGUCUCUAUAUACUCGUUUCCACCACCAAUUCGAGACAUUUUACGAUCGGUAUUAUCCCAGCCUGAGUUAUAGGGCGCAACAGAGCGCGGAUAUUGUUCGACUACAAUAUCGUAGUCAGCUCGUCGCCGUUAAAACCUGUCUCAUGAAGAAACCUGUGCCUAAUGAUUUGAUCCCCGAAUAUGAGGCCCUACUAUUAGCCCAUGAGGCAUACAUGGCGAAGUUCUCGGAACGUCCGACCAUUACAUUGGAUUUAGGAAUUAUUCCAGGGCUCCACACGGUUGCGGUGAACUGCCCGCGAUAUCCCCUCAGGCUGAGAGCAAUCAAAGCCUUACUUGCCUGGCCUCAUUAUGAGGGCAUCAUUAGUUCGACCUUCGCAGCUUCCAUAGCCAUCGUUUCUCUAAAAGCUGAGUUGGAAGCCAAAGACCAGAAAGGUACAUCCUGUGUUAUCGGUGAAGCUGAAGAGAAACUUGCUCGGUACCUAUUUGAUACUGUGACGUCUACGCAGAACAUCCCGAACUGGACAACCGUUCGCGCUUCUCGAUUUUUAGAGCAUUAUAAGGAAACAAAACCAUCUCCUGUCCCUGAAAGUAACCAGAAAUCUGACACGCACCGGCAGAAGAAGUUGGUAUAUCGCUAG